Molecule: messenger RNA, 966 nt
Organism: Didymodactylos carnosus
Lineage: Eukaryota; Metazoa; Rotifera; Eurotatoria; Philodinida; Philodinidae
Source: the annotation of a GenBank genome assembly
AUGGAUAAAACAUUCGACGAUGAUCCAUGUAAAUUGUUUAUUGGCGGUCUUAAUCGUCAAACAACAACAGAUCAAUUACGUAGUUAUUUUGAAAGUUAUGGUGAAUUAACUGAUUGUAUUGUUAUUAAAAAUCCUGUUACAAAAUUGUCUCGAUGUUUUGGUUUUGUUUCUUUUAAAAAUCCAGCUCUUGCAGAAAUUGUUGUUGACUCAAGAUCGCAUAUGGUCGAUGGUAAAGAAGUCGAUGUUAAACAUGCAUCUGCUGAAAUACAUGAAAUGAAACAACAAUCAAAACAAGAGCAAGUGAAACAAAAAGUAUUUCUUGGUGGAAUUGUUAGCGGUAUUGAACAACAAGAUAUUAUUGACGCUAUGAAAUCAUUUGGUACUGUAUUAAAUUUUACAAUGGCACACGUGCCAGAAAAGAAUCGUCAAAGAGGUUUUGGCUUUUUAAUGUUUGAUAACGAACAGUCAGCUACAAAUGCAUGCCAUGCACGUUUUAUUGAUGUUAAAGAUUCUACGAAUACUUCACAUCAAAUAGAAGUGAAACCUAUUCAUUAUGUCACAUAUAAGGAUCAAUUAUCACCACCAUCAGACACAAAUGAAAUUACAUCGACAAUUCGAGCAAGAAGUCGAUCGCCAAGUGAGAAAUCAAAUAGCAAUAAUCAUCGAAAACGUUCACGUUGGGAAAAUUCAUCAUCAACCUCAAAUGAACAAAAACAAAAUCCAAUCACAAAUAUCAUCAAGAGUAGUUCACAUAUUUCAUUCUCACAACCCGGUCUCAUUAGUUAUCCGAUUCCAUUAAAAUAUUAUCAACAAACAAUUAAAAAUCAGCCAUCACAUCAACAACAAUACUUUCAACAAACAUCCAGUUAUUAUUCUCCGUCAGAUGAAAUAUAUUCUCAACAUUCGAAUCAUUAUAACAAAACAAUAUAUUCUUAUCAAAAUAAUGGAUCGUCAUUUCAUAAUUAA